This is a messenger RNA of Aspergillus melleus, 1128 nucleotides long. RefSeq lists its product as uncharacterized. The record is from RefSeq and is a predicted model, not a curated record. Lineage: Eukaryota; Fungi; Ascomycota; Eurotiomycetes; Eurotiales; Aspergillaceae. Gene Ontology annotation, cellular component: cytoplasm. The coding region runs from base 1 to 1128 and encodes 375 amino acids. The transcript has a single exon.
AUGUCGGAGAUGUCGGAGAUUCGACUCCUGGAUAAUUCCACGGUCUAUGACCUAUUGAUCAAUCUUUCUACAAGCGAGACUAUUGAAUUUCGGAAAGUGAUCGAACGGACAUUUGAAGAAUUUUCAGUCGACGGGGAACGGCAAUACCAGCCUAUGCCAAGCUUCGCAAACCGUCCAAACGAGCAACGAACCCUCUUCAGACCGUUCACAUCGGACACGGUCAUUGGCACUAAGAUUACCGUCGAACCUGCACCCGACAAAGACGGCAAGAAAGACCCCCUUCAUGGCAUCAUAGUUCUGUGUGAUGGAAAAGGUAUUCCCAAGGGUCUCCUGAGCUCCGAGGAAGUGACCGGCUACCGCACCUCAAUGAAUGUCAUGGUUCCCUUCUCUUGGAGGCUAAAUGUUGACAACAUAAUCAUUUUCGGUACUGGCAUGCAAGCUUUGUGGCAUACUCGACUCAUCAUCAUGCUCAGAGGUUCGGAAGUGAGGAAUAUCACCUACAUCGGGCCUUUCAGAGAGCAGGCCGAACAGUUGAUUGCCACAGUGUCCGCAGAGAAUCGUGCGCUUUGGAAAGCUACCUGCUCCUUUGAGUUUGUGGAUAACACCGCUUCCGACUUCCAGCAAAAUCUUGAGACCUACUUGCGCAACGUUGAUUGCAUUUUCUGCACUACGCCGUCCAAAAAGCCACUUUUUGCAGCAGGAUCUGUGGUCAACAGAAGCAGCCGGCAACCGUUCAUCUCCGCAAUCGGUUCUUGGCAGCCGGACAUGAUCGAGCUGGAUCCUUCGCUUUUGAAACUUGCUGUUGCAUAUAAUGCUGGAUACAAUCCUAUUACCGGCAAAGACAAGGGCGCCAUCCUCGUCGAUGAUCGAGACUUUGCUCUCCAGAAUGCGGGGGAGCUCGUCAAGAGCAACACUAUUGCAAACGAUGUUGUUGAGCUGGGUGAGAUCAUUGCCUUGAAGAACGGGAGGUUAUCAUCUGCGUCGAUAACACACACGGCCGUUCAAAAGACAGAUCGAUUCAUUUCAGAAGGACUUGUGAUUUACAAAAGCAUUGGUGUGAGUCUCACAGAUUUGACACUGAGCGAUGCUAUUCUUGGGCUGGCAAGAGAACGGCAGCAGAAGCUUUAA